Molecule: messenger RNA, 858 nt
Organism: Elaeis guineensis (African oil palm)
Lineage: Eukaryota; Viridiplantae; Streptophyta; Magnoliopsida; Arecales; Arecaceae
Source: RefSeq, a predicted model, not a curated record
AUGGCAGAUACUGCAUUUUUUGCUUGGUGCUUUGUAGAGCUUGAAGAAAACACGAAAGCAAUGCUCACAUUGAUACAACAAGAGGAUGGAAAUUCUUUUGGUCAGAAAGCUGAAAUGUUUUAUCAGAGGAAACAGGAGCUUGUGAAGAGGGUUGAAGAUUUCCAAAGAUUAUAUCAUUCAGCUGCAGAAUAUUACAACCAGCUAUCUUACCGGUCAUCGCUCUCAUCUACUUCCACACAACAGCUUGAGAAUUUUCAUGGUGUGGAAAAAGUUACCCAAUUGGAACCCUCUGACUCGAAUCCUGAGUCUGGGGUGGAAGAUGCUGAACUCCAAACAAAUGCGAGGAAUGUCAUUACAGAAACUGCAGAUGGUUUCAGGUCAGAUGCCACAGAUGAAAUGAGUUCAGAAAUAUCUGGAAGAAUGAUACUAGUAGAGAACCAACAGACUGUUAUGGCAGAAAAGGGCGUUCAAAGGAGAAAUGGUUUCACUUUCACUGAAAAUACUGUCAAAGGUUCUGACACAUUCCAUUCUCUGGAGCAGCGGAUCUCAUGUUCUGAACAAAUGCUGGGGCUUAUAGAGGAGAAUUGGACACACCUGAAUGAGCUGACGAGAAGAAAUGAAGAGAAAAGAGAAGCCAAUAGGGAAUUAUGGAGUCAGAUUGAAAAUCUUAUGAAAGAGAACCAUAUACUCCAAGAGCAGCAUAGCAAGUUGAUGGAUGAGAAUGGGGCUCUCCAUAUGAAGAUUCAGAAACUAAUGAGUUCUAACAGCUCCAGUCCCAAGAACAAGCAGAACACAUCUCAAUUUUCUAGGCUGAAGACCCUAAUCCUGAGUGCAUUUCGUGCAGGUGGUUUGCCAUAA